GGCCCCGCGGCCGGCGCAUGAGCCGUCGGCCGCCUUAGCGCAUCUAUUCUGCUGCCUUGCCGAGGAUAAAAAGAAGAGCAACUGGAGGGACUGUAAGGCAAACGUUGCUGGAGCUGCCGGGGCAAAGUUGCAUGGUUGGACCCUGGAAAUGGGAUGUCAGUCCCAUUCAGGGAGCAUAAAGGAAGAAGGAGGAUCUCCCAGUUGCUGCUGCUGUGACAGCGAGUGAGAGCACGAGCAGGAAGAUGUCGACAGUCACUUCAGCAAUUCAGGCUCCUCAGGGCCCUGUGAAUCCACCACCUCCAGAGGUCACUAAUCCUAAUAAGCCUGGCCGGAAGACCAACCAAUUGCAGUAUAUGCAAAACGUUGUUGUAAAGACCUUAUGGAAACAUCAGUUUGCUUGGCCUUUCUACCAACCUGUUGAUGCAAUUAAAUUGAAUUUACCGGAUUAUCACAAAAUAAUAAAAAACCCCAUGGACAUGGGAACUAUCAAGAAACGCCUGGAACAUAACUAUUACUGGAGUGCCAGUGAAUGUAUGCAGGAUUUCAACACCAUGUUUACAAAUUGUUAUAUUUAUAACAAGCCCACAGAUGACAUCGUCCUUAUGGCCCAAGCCCUUGAGAAGAUAUUUCUGCAGAAGGUUGCUCAGAUGCCUCAGGAGGAAGUCGAAUUAUUACCCCCAGUUCCUAAAGGCAAAGGUCGUAAACCAUCGGUGGGCUCACAGAGUGCAGGAGCACAGCAAGCAGUGGCCGUGUCUUCUGUCUCCCCGCCGGCUCCGUUCCAGAGCGUCCCUCCAGCCGUGUCUCAGACGCCCGUCAUCGCUGCCACCCCUGUGCCAACCAUCACUGCUAAUGUCCCACCUGUCACUGCCCCACCUGCCGCUGCUCCCCCUCCUCCUGCUGCUCCAAUAAUGCCCGUGGUUCCUCCUACGCCGCCGGUAGUCAAGAAAAAGGGAGUGAAGCGGAAAGCGGACACGACCACCCCCACCACCUCUGUGAUCACUGCCAGCAGGAGCGAGUCCCCCACGCCCCUCUCAGACCCCAAACAGGCCAAAAUCAUCGCUCGGAGGGAGAGCGGCGGCCGGCCCAUCAAACCACCAAAGAAAGACCUUGAGGACGGAGAGGUCCCCCAGCAUGCGGGGAAGAAGGGCAAACUGUCUGAGCACCUCAAGUACUGUGACAGCAUUCUCAAGGAGAUGCUUUCCAAGAAGCACGCGGCCUACGCGUGGCCCUUUUACAAGCCCGUGGAUGCAGAGGCCUUGGAAUUACAUGACUAUCACGAUAUUAUCAAACACCCCAUGGAUCUCAGUACUGUUAAAAAAAAGAUGGACAGUCGGGAAUACCAGGAUGCACAAGGUUUUGCAGCAGAUAUUCGGUUAAUGUUCUCUAAUUGUUACAAGUACAAUCCUCCAGACCACGAAGUGGUAGCCAUGGCCAGGAAGCUCCAGGACGUCUUUGAGAUGAGGUUUGCAAAGAUGCCUGAUGAGCCUGCGGAGGCCCCUCCUCCUCCUCCUCCAACAGCACCAGUUGUGAGCAAAAGCACAGAGAGCAGCCACAGCAGUGAGGAGAGCUCUUCUGACUCAGACAGCUCAGACUCGGAAGAAGAGCGAGCCACUCGGCUGGCAGAGCUCCAGGAGCAGCUAAAGGCAGUCCAUGAGCAGCUAGCUGCGUUGUCCCAAGCACCAGUGAACAAACCAAAGAAAAAAAAAGAGAAGAAGGAAAAAGAGAAGAAAAAGAAAGACAAGGAGAAGGAAAAGGAAAAGCACAAAGUAAAAGCUGAGGAGGAGAAGAAGCCUAAGGUGGCUCAACCACCAAAGCAAACCCAGCAGAAGAAAGCCCCAGCUAAAAAGGCAAACAGCACGACCACAGCUAGCAGGCAGCCCAAGAAAGGAGGAAAACAGGCAUCUGCAACCUAUGAUUCGGAUGAGGAGGAGGAAGGCCUGCCCAUGACCUAUGAUGAGAAACGACAGCUCAGCUUGGACAUCAACCGCCUGCCUGGGGAGAAGCUGGGCAGAGUGGUGCACAUCAUCCAGUCACGAGAACCUUCCCUCAGGGACUCCAAUCCUGAUGAGAUAGAAAUAGAUUUUGAAACCUUGAAGCCCACAACUUUGCGAGAACUGGAGAGAUACGUGAAAUCUUGUUUACAGAAAAAACAAAGGAAACCAUUUUCUGCAAGUGGAAAAAAGCAAGCAGCAAAGUCUAAAGAGGAGUUAGCUCAGGAAAAGAAGAAAGAACUAGAAAAACGGCUACAGGAUGUCAGUGGGCAGUUAAACAACAACAAGAAACCUGCAAAGAAAGAGAAAUCUGGCUCUGCUCCCUCUGGAGGCCCUUCCCGGCUCAGCAGCAGCAGCUCCUCCGAGUCAGGCAGCAGCAGCUCCAGCGGCUCCAGCUCAGACAGCAGCGAUUCAGAAUGAGCCAAGGACACUUACACAAACAGCACAGAAUGGACAUCACCCUCACCGAUGCUCUGCAGUGUCCCUUUCUCUCCUUAAAGUACUGCUCUUGUUCCACGGUGGUCAGGUGUUUGUUUGUUUUUCCUUCCUCUCUGACUUUUGUUGGUUUUUGUUGUUGUUGUUUUGUUUUAAUUCAGUGUUAUAAAAGCUAUCUUCCAUUUUCCAGGGGCGCUUUUUUUUUUAUGACUAGGUCGAAGAUCUUUGCGUGUGUGUGACUAGACUUUAUGGCAAGCAGCUCCCUUUGCAUAAAGUCUCUAAAAUACACUUUUUACUGAAGAAAUUAGGUUGAAAAUGGAAGAACUUGGAACUCUUUGCAGGAGGUGGCUAGUAGGUUUCUGCAGAGUUUGUAGUACGUCUCCCUUCUGCCCCUUCCUUCUCCCCAAAUUGUUCUCUUUUAAUAAGCCCACCUGGCUCACAAGGAAAUCUGUAAAAUGGUACUGUAUCUAAAAGAUGGUAGCUUUGGAACUAGUUGGUGUAUUUGUUUAUUAGCACUAGGAUUCUUAACCUCAAAGUCUGCGGUGUGAUGGAAAUGUCAGAUGCUAUCAUCUUUUUUACAAAAACAAAAGAAGAAACAAGAAGAAAUCCAACAUGCUGUGGAUUGCUAACAUUUUUGUUACUGUUGGUGGAGGCAUAGGCACCUGUUGAGGAAGGUAUUUAAGCAUGAAUUUAAUUCUCAGCACAUGAGCGAUACGAAUACUGGUAUGUGUGCUUCCUAGCACUCCAAAUUUCCAUUUUCCUUGGGAAUGCAUCGAUAAGAAGGGAGCGAAGGAUACCCAAGUUUCUUGGGAAUGUUAUUUUUAACAUCAAAUGGAUAAUUUCCAGGAAAUUGGCAUUCUCUAUGAAAGCUUGUGCUGUAACUGAAAGCAUCUCCUGGCUGCAAGUACAGCUGGGCCUCGAGGCGCGCUGCCUGCAGUGACCAAGAGCAGCCGUGUGCUCACUAUUAGGCACGUGCUUAAGUACUUUCUCCACGACAAGCACCUCAGUCUGGGCUUAAAAUAAAAGAGCACUCGAGCUCCAGCUGAGGCUGAGCUGGCAGGGGACUCAGAGAGGGAUGUUGGUUGUGUGCUUUGUUGCUCGGUUUUGGUUUCGUUUGUUUCUUUCCCACCCUUUAUCUUCGUAUCUGCAAUGAGCUCCUAGAAAGGGAAUGCUACUUCUGUGUCAUGCAGGGUGCAGGUUUCCAGAUCCUGAAGUGUUUACCUCAAUUAUAGUUAUAAGGGAAAA
This is a messenger RNA of Centrocercus urophasianus (Greater sage-grouse), 3671 nucleotides long. RefSeq names its product bromodomain containing 3 (gene BRD3). The record is from RefSeq and is a predicted model, not a curated record. The coding region runs from base 243 to 2411 and encodes 722 amino acids. The transcript is spliced from 12 exons. Lineage: Eukaryota; Metazoa; Chordata; Aves; Galliformes; Phasianidae. Gene Ontology annotation, biological process: regulation of DNA-templated transcription; chromatin remodeling. Gene Ontology annotation, cellular component: nucleus; chromatin.